GUAGGGCGGAAAUUCGGGGCAAAAUUCCAACUUCCAUCCAACUGUUGCGCAAAACACGAUGCGCAUCUCCGGUGGCGACUCGGAGGCGUGGCGCCCACCAAAGACCUGCUGCUGCUGCUGCUGCUGCUGCCGGAAGCGAUAACGUUGUCAUCGUUCGUAAUCAAACACGUACCAACAUUCGCCCCGACUGACUGAGUUUUGACCUGAUUAAACCCGUCGUCUGCUCGCCGUCGCUGACAAAGGGCCGUCUCCUCGUCAUCUCGCCACAAUGGACGUUUCCGCAUUUUCCGAUGACAACUUCGACGUUAAAGACUGGAUCAAUAAGACAUUCAAGUCCGCCGAGGCUCAGGAAAACAAAGAUGCUUUCGUUUCGUCGCUUGUCAUGAAGCUGCAGUUGUACGUCCAGCAGGUCAAUGGCGCUUUGGAGGAAACUAGUCAGUCCGUUUUGUCGGGAUUGCCACGCGUCUUGCGAGAUACGCAAGUGUUGCAGCAAGAAGCUUUACUUCUUAGGGAAAAAAUGGUCGCUGUGAAACAGGAGAUUGCCAAAGUAGAAAACAACACCGGAUUGUCCAUGGUGACUUUGGAAAGGAUAGAUAGAAUUAAAACGGAUUUACAAACGGCAAAACAAGGCUUACACGAGGCCGACAAUUGGACGGUACUGGCGACUGAUGUGGAGGAGGUGUUUGAAUUGGGAGACGUCGAAAAGAUUGCCAACAAAUUAUUCAGUAUGCAAAAGUCUCUAACAAUGCUAGCUAAUGUACUAGACUAUGAGGAUAAAAAGUUGCAACUAGAGGGACUAAAAAAUCGACUCGAAGCUAUGGCUAGCCCCAAAUUAGUUCAAGCGUUUACAGCUUCAAGUUUGGAGCAAUCAAGGAUGUAUGUCAACAUUUUUAAUAAAAUGGAUAGAUUACCUCAGCUUUUAAAAUACUAUCACAACUGUCUGAAAGUAUCUUUGGGCCAAGAAUGGAGAAAAACAAUUGAGGAACAACUGGAGCAAGAAGAAACUGUUGUCUGUUGGCUAAGAAUUUAUUACGACAAAUUAUUAUCCACUUGGCUAACUCAGGUCAAGUGGUGCAAUCAGGUUUUUCCAAAUUCGUCAAUUGACACCCUUGUCGAUGUCUAUGCCGACUUAUUACGCAGUCUGUCUCCAAACUUUAUAGAAUGCAUCGAAGCGGCUUUGAAGCAAGAAUCUAGUGAUAUUCAUUUGGCCACUUUAAUUCUUCUCAAAGAAAACGCUCGAGAGUUUGCUGUAAAUUUGAACGGUGCUAUCGAGGCCUCGUCACAAGGAAAAGUUUUGAAUCAAGACUCGUUGUUUUUAUUGGCCGAAGCAAUCUUUGCACCCUAUGUUUCAUACAUUCGUAAAUACAGUGUUUACGAAACAGCAAAAUUGUCUCAUGAAAUUCAAGCAUUAGACUGUAUUCACGAUGAUCUGAGCGAUACGAUUAAUUCACUCUCGCUUAGUAUAUCACGAGCAAUCGACAAUGCAAACAGCGCCAAUGGAAGGUGUAAGAUUUUCACCGCUGGCUGUGGAUAUCCCGGAUUAUUAAAUGCACUUGAUGCAUACUUCAGUCAGUAUUUGGACACCUAUAAGAUUGGCAUUCGACAAUUGGAAAGGAGAAAGAUCAAGCAAGAAGAUUGGAAUUUGUUUCAAAUGUGUUUGACACUGUUGCAGAGUAUCGGUGAACUUUUAGGGCAUAUUGAACAGUUUGAGAAAGUGUUGGUGGCAGAUAUUCUAGAUGCGAAUACCAAGUUGCAGAACACUAAUACCAGUGUUUUUACUCGGUACAAAGAAUUGUUACUAGAUGCAGCUGGACGAAAAGAAUUCGAUAAUCUAAUAACAUCGUUUCAAAAAGAGGAGAAAACUAUCUUGGAUUCGAUAACGCAAUUGAUCCACAAGCUUUGCUCCGAUUUACACAACACGACCUACGAAGUGAUUUUCGCACCGAUUUUCACGCAAUUAUUGUUCGUUCAAAAAGCACCCGCAUGGUCAUCGGAAGCAAAUAAAAUGGCAAAUUUAAGUUCAGAUUUACCAGACUACAGUUUUGCACCCCAAGAAUACAUAACACAGGUCGGACAAUAUCUUAUGACCUUACCUCAACACUUGGAGCCUUUUUUGCUGAGAGACAAUCCAAGUUUGACACAAGCCCUCAGAGCUGCCGAUCCCCAAUACGCUCAAGGAUCGAGUGAGUCGGGAUUCACGGACAUUCUUUUGGGUAUAGUAGCCAAAGGAACCUGCACCAUGUUCCAGGAUCAAACGCUGGGUAUCUGCGAGCUUAACGCAGGUGCCUGUAAGCAAUUAGCCACAGAUAUAGAUUAUCUAGGAAACAUUUUGGAGGAAUUGGGCCUUUCGUUGACCGAGCAGUUACAACAGAUGUCUACUUUGCUAAGACUCAGCCCCGAGGAUUAUCAGAGCGGUAGUUCUGGUUGUAACGCAAGGGUUGUCGCUGCCAUUAGACAAAUGCGAAAUAUAACUUCGUCGGGUUGAGCUUGGAUAUAUCUCAGAAAAUGUCAAUUGUGAAUAAAAGCAAACAACACGACAGCGUCGAUGAUGGACUGAAUUUCAAUACUAAUGUCGAUUAUUGUCGACAUGUGGCAACGCAUAUAUUUUGUAAAUAGAGCAUUUUAAUACAGAA
Molecule: messenger RNA, 2633 nt
Organism: Diprion similis
Lineage: Eukaryota; Metazoa; Arthropoda; Insecta; Hymenoptera; Diprionidae
Gene: Cog7
Product: conserved oligomeric Golgi complex subunit 7
Exons: 11
Coding region: 269-2485 (738 amino acids)
Biological process (GO): retrograde vesicle-mediated transport, Golgi to endoplasmic reticulum; Golgi organization; intracellular protein transport
Cellular component (GO): COG complex
Source: RefSeq, a predicted model, not a curated record